This is a messenger RNA of Amaranthus tricolor (Joseph's coat), 2738 nucleotides long. RefSeq names its product DEAD-box ATP-dependent RNA helicase 58, chloroplastic-like. Gene Ontology annotation, molecular function: RNA helicase activity; RNA binding; ATP binding. The transcript has 12 exons. Bases 712 to 2103 code for a protein of 463 amino acids. The record is from RefSeq and is a predicted model, not a curated record. NCBI's taxonomy places the organism in Eukaryota, Viridiplantae, Streptophyta, Magnoliopsida, Caryophyllales, Amaranthaceae.
GAGAAAUUAGGGUUUUUAAGUUGAGACCACUCAUUGCCUUCACUUCACAAAUAUCACGUUUUCCCUUUUUUCCAUUCUCCCUCACUGUUUUUGCGCCUCCACAAAAGUAGCCCACUGUUUUGGCGCCUCCACGAGCAGCACCAGUCACCUAUGAGCAGUACAAGCCACCCGACGAGCAGCCACAAGUAGCAGCAGCCUGCGUUGCCUCCUCACAACAGCUGGCUGCGUGUUCUCCUCCCAUCAGCAGCCUGGCUGCUUUGUGCCGCCAGCAGUAGCAGCCGCACUCGGUGCUUCCUCCACCAUUCCACACGGUCCUUGGGUCACGGCUACCAUAUCAACCCCUUGUCUUUCACCCCCUUUAGUAGUUUCACCAUUGUGCCCAUUUCAUAAGAGGAAGGUAGAACUUUAAUUGGGUGAUUUUUGUGACAUUUUGGUCGUGCAGUGACGCUUACAGCAGGAAGAUCAUAAACAAGCGUAGCAGGUUUUGGAGCUCCUUUUGCAUUACAUUGCAUUGGGGGAGAGUGAUGAAGGUGAAGCAUAACCCGUGUCAUACCGUUAUCUUUCGAUUUUGUAGCUCUUGUUUAUCUUUUGUAAACUUUGAUUGUAUAUGCUUUGUUAUGAGGCCUUGUGUCCUCCCUUGUAUAUCCUUCUUGUAAACUUUCUAAGAUUUGCCUGGCUCUCUUAAGUCUUAUCCUUCUUCAAGCUCUAACAAUGGCUGCUUUUUUCUCUUCAUCUCAUCUACUUUUACAAUUUUCUUUUUCACCAAGUCUUUCCUUUCAAAAUGGUAGCCUUAAGCUUAGAUCCAAUCAAUUCUUUCCAACAAAUCAUUCUAAAUUUGUUAAUGCUUUCACCGCCAUUGGAUCUUUUGUUGCUCAACUCCGGACUUCAGCAACACUUCGUCAAUUGUGUGAAGGUCAUGUACCUGACCACGUCCUCCAAAGGAUGGAAGAAAUUGGAUUCCACACACCAGCAGAGGUGCAGCAACAAGGUCUUCCAGUACUUUUUUCCGGAUGUGAUUGUGUGCUGCAUGCUCAGACAGGCUCUGGGAAGACCUUGACAUAUCUACUUUUAGUAUAUUCAACAAUCAAUACCCAAAAAGCUUCUGUUCAAGCAUUAAUUGUGGUGCCAACAAGGGAACUUGGUAUGCAAGUUACAAAAGUUGCACGAAUGUUGGCAGCAAAGCCCACAGAUAAUGGAUCAGAGCAGCAGAAAUCAUGCACGGUCAUGGCCCUAUUAGAUGGAGGAAUGUUGAAAAGGCACAGAAUGUGGCUAAAGGCAGAUCCUCCAAUCAUUGUGGUGGCUACUGUGACAAGUUUGUGUCAAAUGCUUGAGAAACAUGCUUUAGAUCUUGGCGCAAUGAGAGUUCUCGUAAUUGAUGAGGUUGACUUCAUGUUUAAUUCCGCCAGACAAGUUAGUUCCCUGCGAAAAUUGCUAACAUCUUAUUCAUCAUGUCAAUCUCGCCAAACUGUAUUUGCCAGUGCAUCGAUUCCUCAGCAUAGGCACUUUCUGCAUGAGUGUGUACAGCAGAAAUGGACCAAAAGCAAUGUUGUCCAUGUCCAUGUUAAUCCAGUUGAACCGAUGCCUGCACGCCUGCAUCAUAGAUUUAUGAUUUGUUCGAGAAACCAGAAAUUUCAAGCUAUUUUAUCCUUGUUACAAUUGGAUAAGCCUGAUUCUGCAAUACUUUUUGUCAAUGAACAGUCAGAGAAGUCAAAAAGGGCAGGGGAUACGCCAACAACUACUCUGCUAAUUGACUUUUUAAAAAGCUCUUGUGAAGGAUUUUCCGAUAUUGCACUUCUAGAGGAAGAUCAGAAUUUCAAUUCGCGAGCAGCUUCUCUCUUGGAGGUUAGAAAGAAAAGGCGGUAUCUUCUUGUGUCAACGGAUCUAGCAGCAAGAGGAGUCGACCUAGCGGAGACGACUCAUAUUUACAACAUUGAUUUGCCAAAAAGUGCCGUUCACUAUCUACAUCGAGCUGGGAGGACAGGUAGGAAGCCGUUCUCAGAAGACAAAUGCUUUGUGACGAGUUUAAUAGUUCGUGAGGAACAAUUUGUCUUAAAACGCUUUCAACAUGAACUGAAGUUUCAAUGUGAAGAGCUUUUCCUCUAAUUUUUUCUUAAUGUAGGAAGUGUUUAUUGUCAUAUCUUGUCUCUGUCUUUUUUUCCUUCUUGAUAACAUGUUUGUCACUACACUUUGAGCUCGAGAGUAUCAAUCGUAAUUAGCUCGACAAAAUAGUAGCUCGAUUAAUAUCAAACUGGUAUGAAAUUCACCUCAUCUAUUAAGCACAACCUGGUGCAAACUUGCAAUAGGUUGAAUGGGGUAAUGAAAACAGUCUCAAACUACCGAACUCGGUGAGCUUGUUUAAUAUAUGGUUAUGGCUCAUAAUGCAAAUUAAGAUGGAGGAUUCAUAUAUGCUUGUUGGUUUACAAUGAUAUGUACGAUCAACUACAAGUCUUGGUGUGAAGACUCUCAUUUUGACAAUUAUAUGAGGACACACAGUAGUUAAUAAUACAAACAUAAUCGUGUUAUGUUUGUUUAUUUACUUUGUUGUUUGAUAAAUAAAUCGUAAGGUAUUGUUAGGAGUUACUUAGACACAUGAGCUAAUUAUAUUAAAACGUCAUGUGUUAGUCAUGUGCUUAUCUUUCUAUGUCCUCUUAUAUAAGGAGGCAUCUAGGCUCAGUUGUAUUUGACUUUUGAUGAUUAAUAAGAUUUCUAAGAGAAAAUGCUUUCGCAUUUUUUUUUCC